Linum tenue is the source of this 1895-nucleotide messenger RNA. The record is from the annotation of a GenBank genome assembly. NCBI's taxonomy places the organism in Eukaryota, Viridiplantae, Streptophyta, Magnoliopsida, Malpighiales, Linaceae.
AAAUUAUUUUAAUAUAAAUGGAAAACUAAAAUAUUUAGUGAACAUUACAAAACCCUAGUGCGGCCGUCUAUCUUUCACUCCUUUGUCGCCCGUAGAAGAAGUCUUUCCUCACUAUCUCUGCUUGUGCUGCUUUGUCGAAGAACGCUCGGCCUCCAAAAUCUGUGAUCGGAGAGGCUGCGUUUUUUCGACAGGGGAACAAUGGCUCUGAAAUUGUAUGCAGGGUAUCCAGGAAACAAAAAUGCAAACAAGGCUCGGAUUGUUGCUGAGUACUCUGGUGUGAAGAUUUCUAUGGUUGAAAAUUUUGAGAUGGGUGUCACAAACAAGACUCCUGAAUUUCUCAAGAUGAACCCCAUUGGAAAAAUUCCAGUCCUUGAGACACCCGAGGGUGCUGUUUUUGAGAGCAAUGCAAUUGCUCGAUAUGUUGCCAAGUUGAAGGCGGACAAUCCUCUCUUUGGUUCUACUACAAUUGAAUAUGGCCAGAUUGAACAAUGGAUUGACUUCUCAUCUUUGGAGAUUGAUGCCCCCCUCUUGAGUUACUUUAAAGCUAGGAUGGGAUGGACUCCUUAUUUCCCCGCUGUUGAGGAAGCUACACUUGCUGACUUGAAGAGAGGUCUCGGAGCAUUGAACACCCAUCUUGCCUCAAACACCUAUGUGGUCGGGGACUCCAUCACUUUAGCUGACAUUGUCGUGGCAUGUAAUCUGUACUUGGGAUUUGCCAGACUCUUGCCCAAGACCUUUACCUCUGAAUUCCCUCAUGUUGAGAGAUACUUCUGGACACUCGUUAAUCAACCAAAUUUUAAGAAGAUUCUUGGUGAUGUCAAGCAAACAGAUUCGUUCCCACCUAUCGAGUCUGCAAAGAAACCUGGUCAGCAAAAGGAGAAGGCAAAGCCCAAGGAAGCACCAAAGAAAGAAGCGAAAAAGGAGGAGCCUGCUAAGCCCGUAGAUGCCGCGGCAGAAGAAGAGGCACCAAAGCCUAAAGCCAAGAACCCUCUUGAUUUGCUGCCUCCGAGCAAGAUGAUUUUGGAUGACUGGAAGAGGCUCUACUCCAACACCAAGUCCAACUUCCGUGAGGUGGCAAUUAAAGGCUUCUGGGACAUGUAUGACCCUGAGGGCUAUUCACUAUGGUUCUGUGAGUACAAGUACAAUGACGAGAACACCGUCUCAUUCGUCACCCUGAACAAGGUCGGCGGGUUUCUCCAAAGGAUGGAUUUGGCCAGGAAGUAUGCGUUUGGUAAAAUGCUGAUCAUCGGCGGACAGCCACCCUUCAAGGUGAAGGGGCUGUGGCUCUUCCGCGGUCAAGAAAUCCCUCAGUUCAUCAUUGAUGAGUGCUAUGACAUGGAGCUCUACGAGUGGAAGAAGGUAGACAUCACCGAUGAAGCCCAGAAGGAGCGUGCCAGCCAGAUGAUUGAAGACUUCGAGCCAUUCGAGGGAGAGCCUCUGUUGGACGCCAAGUGCUUCAAAUAGAAAGUGGUUGUUCUGCAUCUUGGUGGCUGAUGGAGGAUGGAAUGCAGAAUCUAGCCUUGCUGCUCGUGGGUUCAGUUCUUUGAUCUGGGGAUCUGGGUUCUUCUGCUUCCCUUGACCAAGUCUUGGAGCCUCGUCUUCCCGUGCCUCUUCAGCUCGGAGCAUUUCGAUCCUCAUCUCUGUCCACCGCCAUGUAAUCUCUCACCCGUGAUUCACUGUGUUGAGCGUCUCUGAGCGACUCCCAGGAGGCGGCUAAUGACAUUGUGUUCAAUCGUCAUGGACUCGGUCGGAUCGGACGAGCUGAUUGCGCUUGGUGCCACUUCGUUUGUUUUGAUUGCAAGAGAGCUUUCAGUGUUUACUGCUUCUAGUUCAAGUGUUUCAGAUCCUUUGGUGGAUGACUUCUUCUGAGUUUUGUGCUCUUCUUGUUGUAUUUC